GGUCCAAGUAAAACGGCAUGAAAAAAUAUAUUGAAAGAAGGAAGAAAAAAUAAAAAGCAGGAGCUUUAUCUGAGGCUUUUAGCAAUCGAAUCUAAAAGGGUUUGAUUUUGAAUUGGGAGUCUUUGUGAUAAACCGAAUCAAAUGGCACCACCUCCAGGUCUAUACUCCGGCACCAGCACUCUCGCUCUGGUUGCUCGGGCAUCGGCAUUCAGUUUUGGUCUUGUUUAUGGAAAUAUGAAGCUCAAAAUUCUCAAGAUGAAGGCAAAGUCGCAUAAGAAGUCUGAAGCAGCGGCACAUCACUGAGGGGGUGGUCCUAUGAUCUCUGGUUGAAAUAAAGAGCCUUGGAUCUCCAAGGAAUAGUUUUCUACUGAAUGAUCUGGGGAUUCAUUUUUGUUUUGUUCAUCUUCUGAAUGAUUAUAUGUUCCAAUGGUUUUUCCGAAUUUGAUAAAAAAGAAAUAGUCCUCUGCAUAAGAAAAACAACCAUUUUGUGAGUUAA
Messenger RNA from Ricinus communis (castor bean), 496 nucleotides. RefSeq lists its product as uncharacterized. NCBI's taxonomy places the organism in Eukaryota, Viridiplantae, Streptophyta, Magnoliopsida, Malpighiales, Euphorbiaceae. The record is from RefSeq and is a predicted model, not a curated record. The coding region runs from base 142 to 303 and encodes 53 amino acids. The transcript has 3 exons.